Molecule: messenger RNA, 1044 nt
Organism: Microthlaspi erraticum
Lineage: Eukaryota; Viridiplantae; Streptophyta; Magnoliopsida; Brassicales; Brassicaceae
Source: the annotation of a GenBank genome assembly
AUGGAACCGGAUUGUUCACUACCUUCUCGUGUAGACUCGCCGGAGCUGGAACCGGCGCCGGCGGAAACUGAACACCAUUGUCAAGACAGGGUUUCAGCGACUGAUGAGAUAGUAAUUGAGGAUGAUUUAGUGGGAUCAGGUCAAAUUAAGCUGGGGAUAACUGAAAUCUUAGCUCAGAUUCACAAGAAAGCUUCAUCAGUUCUCAAGUCGUCGCUUCAGUGUGAAGAAAUCGGUUUAGAAAAACGCAAGAGAAACGGUUCAGCUUCUCCACCUACUUCUGAGCAUAGAGAUGAAGGAGAGACUGAUGAAGAUGUCUCGGAGGUUCCUGAGGAAAUAGUCUGUGUUGAUUCAGAGUUCAAUGAAUUCAAAAACACGAUGAGCUCUUUCAAGGUGAAUAAAGUCUGGGCGCUUUAUGAUCCUCUUGACGGCAUGCCUCGUCUCUAUUGCAAGAUCAAGAAAAUUGCCAAGUCUGGAUCGAGUUUUCAAGUGACGUGUCUUGAUUCUAAAGACGAAGAGUCGGUUCCUGUAUCCUGCGGGAGGUUCGAGUACGGGAUUACAGAAACCAUCAGAAGCCAGUUGGUGUUUUCUCACGAGAUGAAACCGAACAUCUACGGCAGGAACAUCAGUGUGAUCCCAAGGAAAGGCGAGACAUGGGCUCUGUUUAGAGACUGGAAGAGAAGCCAGCUGUACAAACACAAGCCUCCUUAUAGAUAUGACUUUGUGGAGAUCUUGUUUUCCGACAAGGAACAAGGCGUCGGAGUUAAGUUUCUUGGGAAAGUUAGAGGAUUCACUUCGGUUUUCAACUACGCUGAGCAACAUGUCAUUGCGGAGAUGAUUGGAACAGAGGAGAUGGGAAGAUUCUCUCAUAGAGUCCCGUCGUUUAGAUUGACCGGAGAUGAGAAGAAUGGAGUUCCGGCUAAUUCUUUCGAGCUAGACCCUGCUGCUGUCCCGAGCUGUAUGCUCGGUGAGGAAGCGGUGGAAACAGAAACGCAAAGUGUUGAAGUUGGGUCUAGAAAAGAUGUCCCUGUUGUCAUCUUAGAUUAA